AUGUGUACUUCAUUUUUACUACUAAUAUUCGCUCUUCUUCUCCGUGCUUCGAAUGUGCGUUUUGGACCAAAGCAUAUAAGCGAACCAUCGUCUCCUUUCUAUGACACUGUUCGCUAUAUUCACGUAGCAUUGAUAUAUGAUUGUGCUCGUCGUGAUUUUACCAUUGAAAUGGUAAACUACGUUGCACCAACAUCUUUCAAAGCCAACUGGGCAACUCUCGCACAAAGCGCUCUGCAAAUCAGUCAAUGUCACAACACAUCACACUCUCUUCAUCCAUCAUCACCACUACUACUACCAACAUCUGCAUCGACGAGCACCAACAAACUCAAAACAUCCUGUCAUCACUCCAUCUUUGUUCACCAUUCACAAGGAAACGAUGCUUUCCACGGUUCAUUUCAGCAACCCAUGAAAACCAUCCAAGCUGCACUCCAUCGAGCCCGUCUUCGUCGUCAAAACACUCAAACAACACUUUGGAUCAUCAUUCGAGCUGGCACCUACUAUCUCGGUACCAACGCCUCUGAAUCAACAACUUCCAGCCAACGAGGUGUCAUUGCACUGACGAGUAACGACAGUAACAUCGUUAUUGAAAACUAUGNGACGAACAUGUUGAUCUCGUCGAAUCUGUUUCGUGAGACAGGUAUCUAUGUGAAACAGUCGUCGCCGGUGUUGAUCUCAGUGAGUCGAAGUGUGCGAGUAGUGGACAAUGUGAUGUUCAACGGUGUUCGAGAAACAAGUGAUCAUGGCCCAAUCAACACGUGGGAUCGUCAAGUGUAUUUAUCAGAUGGUGCAGAAGCAGGUGUACCUUCCGUUUGGCAGCAUACAAGCUAUAUUCAUCACAACCUUCUCUAUAACAACUAUAAUUCUUUUUAUCCAAUCGAUCACGAUGACGGUAGUUGCUUUUACGAAGACAGUUAUAAUUUUCAAAUUUAUGGUGGAAAGAAAAAUUACUUAGGUCAUUCAAAGAUUGAUUAUCACGAGAUUUAUGUCUAUUCGGAUUGUAGUAGUAGUGGUGGUUUUGGUAGCAAUAACUGUCUGAACAAUUAUGGUGCUCAACGUGGGUCUAGCGGUUGGAAUGAAACUUGGAUUCAAAACACGUGCCUACUCUUCAACAGCACAAUACCUUACAACCUUGAUGGCUGCGAUACUGCCAGCCUCUAUGUGCCAUAUACAGCAUCGAACAAGAUUUAUGUACCAUCAACGACUGAAGUCACUUUCAUUUGUAAAGUUAAUGGUACUCGUGCACAACUUAAUUUGCAACAAUGGCAGUCGUAUGGAUUAGAUCUAGGCACUACUGUUGAAUUCACACCCGACGUGCAAACAAUUAUUGAAUGGGGUCGUCAGAUGUUACAAGGGCAAAAACGUUUUCAAAAUGAAAAUUAA
Adineta ricciae is the source of this 1380-nucleotide messenger RNA. The record is from the annotation of a GenBank genome assembly. NCBI's taxonomy places the organism in Eukaryota, Metazoa, Rotifera, Eurotatoria, Adinetida, Adinetidae.